This is a messenger RNA of Octodon degus (degu), 3167 nucleotides long. RefSeq names its product VPS41, HOPS complex subunit (gene Vps41). The coding region runs from base 24 to 2675 and encodes 883 amino acids. Gene Ontology annotation, biological process: macroautophagy; protein targeting to vacuole; cellular response to starvation. Gene Ontology annotation, cellular component: late endosome; HOPS complex. The transcript has 30 exons. Gene Ontology annotation, molecular function: protein binding. The record is from RefSeq and is a predicted model, not a curated record. NCBI's taxonomy places the organism in Eukaryota, Metazoa, Chordata, Mammalia, Rodentia, Octodontidae.
GUCAUGUGACUCCCUGCAGCACCAUGGAGGAAGCAGAAGAACAGGAAACUGGGUCUCUUGAAGAAUCUACGGAUGAGUCUGAGGAAGAAGAGAGUGAAGAGGAACCCAAGCUGAAAUAUGAAAGACUUUCUAAUGGGGUAACUGAAAUUCUUCAGAAGGAUGCAGCCAGCUGCAUGACAGUCCAUGACAAGUUUUUGGCACUGGGCACACAUUACGGCAAGGUUUAUUUACUUGAUGUCCAAGGAAACAUUACUCAGAAGUUUGAUGUGAGUCCAGUGAAGAUAAAUCAGAUUAGCCUGGAUGAAAGUGGAGAACACAUGGGCGUGUGUUCAGAGGACGGCAAGGUGCAGGUGUUCGGACUAUAUUCUGGAGAAGAAUUUCAUGAGACUUUUGACUGUCCCAUUAAAAUCAUUGCUGUGCACCCACACUUUGUGAGAUCCAGUUGCAAGCAGUUUGUGACCGGAGGGAAGAAGCUCCUGCUGUUCGAGCGAUCCUGGAUGAACAGGUGGAAGUCUUCUGUCCUGCACGAAGGGGAAGGGAACAUCCGCAGCGUGAAGUGGAGGGGCCAUCUGAUCGCCUGGGCCAACAACAUGUGUUACAGAGAAUCCCGGAAAUGUGAUGAAAGAGAUGCUGCUUUCAAAAUUCACUCUUCUAUUAAAAGGGAAGGCAUGCAGUUCAUUAAUGCUGUGAUUGUUAAUAGCACAACCAUCAGGGUUGAGAAAGUUUGGGUAAAAGUGUGGAUAUUUUACAAGCUCAAAAGGAGGAAAAUUAAGGACCAAAAAGGACAUCUAUCAAGUAAAUUACAACUAACCUCUGGAUUUAUUUUCCAGAUAUGCUCGGUGAAGGAACGACACGCCAGUGAAAUGCGAGACUUGCCGAGUCGCUAUGUUGAAAUAGUGUCUCAGUUCGAAACUGAAUUCUACAUCAGUGGCCUUGCACCUCUCUGUGACCAGCUUGUUGUACUUUCCUAUGUGAAGGAGGUUUCUGAAAAGACGGAAAGAGAAUACUGCGCCAGGCCAAGACUGGACAUCAUCCAGCCGCUCCCCGAGACUUGUGAGGAGAUCUCCUCUGAUGCCCUGACAGUCAGGGGCUUCCAGGAGAAUGAGUGCCGGGAUUACCAUUUAGAAUACUCCGAAGGGGAAUCGCUCUUCUACAUCGUGAGUCCGAGGGAUGUCGUCGUGGCCAAGGAGCGAGACCAGGAUGAUCACAUCGACUGGCUCCUCGAGAAGAAGAAAUAUGAAGAAGCUUUGAUGGCAGCUGAAAUUAGUCAGAGGAACAUUAAAAGACAUAAGAUUCUGGACAUUGGACUAGCGUACAUAAAUCAUCUGGUGCAGAGGGGAGAAUAUGACGUGGCAGCACGGAAGUGCCAGAAAAUUCUUGGGAAAAAUGCAGCACUCUGGGAAUAUGAAGUUUAUAAAUUUAAAGAAAUUGGACAGCUUAAGGCUAUUAGUCCAUAUUUGCCGAGAGGGGAUCCAGUUCUGAAACCACUCAUCUACGAAAUGAUCUUGCAUGAGUUUUUGGAAAGUGAUUAUGAGGGUUUUGCCACACUGAUCCGUGAAUGGCCUGGAGAUUUGUACAACAAUUCAGUAAUAGUUCAAGCUGUUCGAGAUCAUUUGAAGAAAGACAGUCAAAACAAGACUUUACUUAAAACCCUGGCAGAAUUGUACACCUAUGACAAAAACUACAGCAACGCUCUGGAGAUCUACUUGACCCUGAGACAUAAAGAUGUUUUCCAGUUGAUCCACAAGCACAAUCUUUUCAGCUCUAUCAAGGACAAGAUAGUUUUAUUAAUGGAUUUUGAUUCGGAGAAAGCUGUUGACAUGCUUUUAGACAAUGAAGAUAAAAUUUCAAUUAAAAAGGUGGUGGAAGAAUUAGAAGACAGACCAGAGUUACAGCAUGUGUAUUUGCACAAGCUUUUCAAGAGAGACCAUCACAAGGGGCAGCGCUACCAUGAGAAACAGAUCAGUCUCUACGCAGAAUACGAUCGACCCAACUUGCUGCCUUUUCUCCGAGAUAGCACCCACUGCCCGCUGGAGAAGGCUCUGGAAAUCUGUCAGCAGAGAAACUUCGUGGAAGAGACAGUUUAUCUUCUAAGCCGGAUGGGCAACAGCCGAAGCGCCCUGAAGAUGAUCAUGGAAGAAUUGCAUGAUGUGGAUAAAGCCAUUGAAUUUGCCAAGGAGCAAGAUGAUGGAGAACUCUGGGAAGACCUCAUUUUAUAUUCCAUUGACAAACCACCAUUUAUCACUGGCUUGUUAAACAACAUCGGCACACAUGUUGACCCAAUUCUCCUGAUUCACCGAAUUAAGGAGGGAAUGGAGAUUCCCAAUCUGAGAGAUUCAUUGGUAAAAAUUCUGCAAGACUACAAUUUGCAGAUUCUGCUGCGGGAAGGCUGCAAGAAGAUCCUUGUCGCCGACUCCUUGUCUUUACUGAAGAAGAUGCACCGAACUCAAAUGAAAGGCGUUCUGGUUGAUGAGGAGAACAUCUGUGAGUCCUGCCUGUCCCCCAUCCUCCCCACAGACGCAGCCAAGCCCUUCAGCAUGGUGGUCUUUCACUGCCGCCACAUGUUCCACAAGGAGUGCCUGCCUGUGCCCAGCGUGAAUUCUGUGCAGUACUGCAACAUCUGUAGUGCUAAGAACCGCGGGCCAGGAAGCGCGAUUUUGGAGAUGAAGAAGUAGCGGGGUUCUCGGAGGCUGCGCCUGCUGCAGCAGUUCAGAGACCGCGUGCACACAGUUGCUGCACCCUGCACGGAUGAGAACUCAGGCUGUCCCAAGCCUACAGAGUCCCUGUUCACACUCACUAUCUCAUCAGCUGCUUAUAGGGCAUGUUCUUCAGCAACUGGGCGCUGCUGAGUGUCACGCUGUCUUGGGACAGGGCCGGCUGCAGGGGCUCCACACUCACUGCUGCCACAGCAUGGCCCUGUGUUAUGCUUGCUUCCCAAGCUCAGCCUUUUUCAUGUCUUCACUCGGUGACCUUCUUAAUGGGCCUUUUAAUGAAACACUGCAGCUUCUCAUUCAUUCCAAAACAUCUGGGAGCAGCACUGGAUGCAGCUGGUGGCAGCGUUGUGCGUAUUUGUCCUCGUGUUCUGUGCAUGCUGAUGACCAGCUGGUGCCUGGGCCUGUCAGGUGCUCAGCAUUUGUUGACUGAAUAAAUGUUAGCUCUUUUCAUUG